AUGAACCUGGAGCCGGCCCUGCAGGACUGCAGCGGGGUGGACUCUAUCACUUCCGGGUCACUUGUAUGGGGGGCGCUGCGCGGGACGCUGUGUCUGGGGAGGGCACGGACGUGUGUCUUCUCCCUGUCCCUGCGGAGCAGAGCGCCGCCCGGGCGUCAGGUUUCUGUACCUGAUGUGAAGUUUGUUCGUUUCGUCAGCACGUCCUCCACUCCAGUAAACCAUGAGGAGGACAGACUGGUUUACAUUGGAAACCUGGGAACGGCAGUGCUUGGGGUGAAGUUCUUCUCCUACUCUACCAGCGUGGUCAGCUUAAUUAUUCUGCCAAUGAUUUUUGCAAAUUCUGGCAUCGGAGUAGACAGUCUUCCAUUGAAGAUUGGUUUCUUCAGCAUAGUUGGAUUCUUCACCUUCAUUACUCCUGUUACUUUGCAUUUGUUGACCAAGGGCUAUGUGGUUCGCCUAUAUCACAACAAGGAGAGAGACCUUUAUACUGCAAUCACUUACAAUGCAUUUCUUAGAGAGAAAAGGACGGAGUUUUCCCCAGAAGAUGUUGAAGUACCUGGAGUGAGCAAGAUGUUCACCACAUUUUAUGCAAAGAAGAAAUCCAUGCUGAUAAAUCCAAUGUUAUUUCCCAAUUCCAAUGAUUAUCAGCACCUUAUGGGUUAUGAUAAACCCUUCACUUUUAAUUUAGAAGACCUAAAUCCUCCCUCUAAGGAAAAAUAAACCUUGUGUUUGUAAAGGUUAGGGAUCGACCGAUUAUCGGUUUGGCCGAUAUUA
Messenger RNA from Bufo bufo (common toad), 774 nucleotides. Its product is annotated as transmembrane protein 70, mitochondrial-like. Lineage: Eukaryota; Metazoa; Chordata; Amphibia; Anura; Bufonidae. Gene Ontology annotation, biological process: mitochondrial proton-transporting ATP synthase complex assembly. The transcript has 4 exons. The record is from RefSeq and is a predicted model, not a curated record. Gene Ontology annotation, cellular component: mitochondrial membrane. Bases 1 to 720 code for a protein of 239 amino acids.